Molecule: messenger RNA, 2593 nt
Organism: Tarenaya hassleriana
Lineage: Eukaryota; Viridiplantae; Streptophyta; Magnoliopsida; Brassicales; Cleomaceae
Source: RefSeq, a predicted model, not a curated record
AAACAAAGGUCAAAAUAGUCGCGAAUCUCGAAGCCCUGUCUCUCUCAUGGCGGCCACCAACACUCCCACUGAUUCCACUGAAGCGCAAAUCUUCAAGAACUCCACCAAAAGCCCAUUUAUCUCUUUCAUUUAACGUACGCUCCGAUUAUUCAAAUCUCCUUCUGGGUUCUCUCUUGUUUUUGUCGCAUUUCGUCUGUUCGUAACUGGGUUUCUAUUUUUUCUUGGUCACUCAUCUGAAAAUGGGGAGCAAGUGGAGGAAGAUGAAACUGGCUUUGGGUCUGAAUCUUUGUACGUAUCUUCCAAGAACCUUAGAGGAACCACCAGCUGUUUGUUUGAAUUCCGCUGAGAGGUUUUCGGAUGUUACUCUGCUCUCUCCGGCGAACUGGCCAAUGACUCCGACAUCGUCAUCUUACGGUCUGAGAUUGUCCAGGAGUCGCAGCAAGUCUUCCAAGCGGACAUGCUCGAUAUGCUUAGCUAAGAUGAAAGAAGGGGGAGGACAUGCGAUUUUCACAGCAGAGUGCUCACAUUCAAAUGUGAAACAUGGCAACCAAGACUGCCCAGUCUGCAGAGCAAAGUGGAAAGAAAUACCAAUGCAGCAUCCCACGUUGGAUCUUCCUUGUCUGUAUGAGCGGUCCCGUAAUGAUGCAGCCAUGAAUCUUUUCCGUCGCUUACCUCCCCCUCGUCGAGUUAUGAGUCAAGGACAUUCUCCACAUAUACAAACUUCAGAGCCGGCUACAUUCAACGACGACGAAAGGUUAGAGCAGCAGUCCAUAAUUUCUGGGAAGAGCUCUAGCGAUAACAAAGCUUUGGACACCAAUCAUCCUGUAAGAAAGAUGGACUUGACAACAUAUCCAGAGGUCUCAGCUUUACCACGAGCCAAGUCCUGUGAGAACUUCGAUGUAUUAGUGAAUCUCAAAUCUGCUGCCACUGUCAUCAGGCAUGAUCUAUCUCAAGACAAGCACAUUUCUCACUAUACCCGAGCUCCGGUUGACCUAGUCACAGUGUUAGACAUCAGUGGCAGUAUGGCAGGAACUAAACUUGCACUCCUCAAACGAGCAAUGGGGUUUGUGAUUCAAAACCUUGGAUCCGAUGAUAGGCUUUCGGUCAUUGCUUUCUCUUCAACUGCUCGUCGCCUUUUCCCUCUAACCCAGAUGUCUGACACUGGGAGGCAGCAAAACCUGCAAGCUGUGAAUUCAUUGGUUGCGAAUGGUGGGACCAACAUUGCAGAAGGUCUUAGGAAAGGUGCCAAGGUGAUGGAAGAUAGAAGAUAUAAAAAUCCUGUUUCCAGCAUUAUCCUUUUGUCUGAUGGGGGAGACACUUAUACCAUGAACCAGCCUGAUCCAAAUUACAAGUUGUUACUCCCAUCUUCAACGCAUGGUUGUGACACCAAGCGAUUCCAGAUCCCGGUACACUCUUUGCCAUCUUUCCGUUCUUACCACGGCAGCCCAUCAACAGUAAUCUCUUCUACACCUGAGAAAUCUCCCCUUUUAGCAUAAGCAUUGAUAACCGGGGGAACCUUCUCUUGCAUUGAAAGUGAAACUGUGAUCCAGGAUGCUCUUGCACAGUGCAUCGGUGGACUUUUAAGUGUUGCUGUGCAAGAUAUGCAAUUAGAAAUCGAUGUUGUGUGCCCAGAUGUUCGAAUUGGCUCAAUAAAAUCCGGGAGUUACUCUAGCCUUGUUAGUGAUGAUGGCUCGUGUGGAUUUAUCGAUGUUGGUGAUCUUUGUGCUGAUGAAGAGAGGGAUUUCUUGGUCUCCAUCAACAUUCCUGCCGAGGAAGCUGGAAGCGAGACACUGCUGCUAAAUUUGAGAUGCAUCUAUAAGGAUCCCUUGACAAAGGAAACUGCGACGCUCGAAGGUCAUGUGCUUAAGAUUCAAAGACCGGAAAUGGCCGGUCAAGAAGCUGUGUCCAUUGAAGUGGACAGGCAAAGAAACAGGUUCCUAGCUGCUGAGGCAAUGGUAAAGGCAAGAACUUUAGCAGAGCAAAGUGAUUUAGCAGCAGCUGCUUCUGUUCUUGAGAAAUGCAGGCGGAUUUUGUCAGAGACUGUCUCAGCAAAAUCCCGUGACAGGUUCUGCAUUGCCCUGGACGCAGAGCUGAAGGAAAUGCAAGAAAGAAUGACGAGUAGACACGCGUACGAGGCAUCAGGAAGAGCUUACAUCCUCUCUGGACUUAGCUCACACUCAUGGCAAAGAGCAACAGCAAGAGGAGAUUCGGUAGACGGUUCAAGCCUUAUUCAGUCCUACCAGACUCCUUCCAUGGCCGAGAUGCUCCAACGGUCACACGCCAUGUUUCUUGGCAUUCCCUCGAAUCACAGACCCAUCCAAUUCACUUCACAACCAAAACCAAGGUAAAGAAACAAAAUUUUGGGUGAUAAUCCAAUGAAAUCAACCAGUGUUUUUGUCCCAUCUGUACAAUUUUUUUCUGGCUACAAGUGGAUAAAGGAGGUUUUCAUGGGAGUCAGGUGGUUUAGGGUUUGACAAUAUAUAUUAUGGCGAUUUUCCUUUGGCCUGAAGUUUUGAUUAUGUAAAAGUGUAUGUAUGUAUAUAUGGAGAGGAUGAAUGCCCUUCUGUGUAUGGAGCAAUAAAAGACUUAUCUA